AGACCCCAGAGGGAGGGAGGCAGAGAGAGAGAGAGAGAAGCGUGCCAUUUUUUUUCUAUUCCGGCCAUCAAUUCUCUGCUUCUUCCUCUUUCUCCUCUAUCUCUGCAGCUAUGAUUGCGGUAGAAGAUGAAAGUGGACUCGUGCCCCGCGCAUGAUCUAAAGGCUCAGUCGUCGUCCUCGUCGUCUCCCAUGAUCCGAUCCGAGUUCUCUUCUCUGUAAGUGGAGCCAUUCGAUAUAUGUUAAGAAUGGCAUAGCACACAUAGCUCAUCAAGGCGAUAUUGUUUGUGGGAGAGAAAGGACCAAUCAUCUGAAUCAGAUAUGCCUUGUCUCUACAUCUCAACCAAUGUGUGCCUGGACGGAGUCGACGCUGAUCCCAUCUUCAGCGAAGCGACCAAAGCCGUUGCAUCCAUCAUCGGCAGACCCGAAAAUUUCGUGAUGGUCAUAUUGAAGGGUUCAUUGGCCAUAUCAUUCGGAGGCAACAAAGAACCAGCUGCGUACGCGGAGAUAAUCUCCAUGGGAGGCAUCGAUUCGGAAGUGAAGAAGAAGUUGAUCGCCACGAUCGGUACCAUCUUACAGGAGAAGCUGUCGAUCCCAAGGACUCGGUUCAUCCUCAAAGUGUACGACACGACCGCCGGACGUAAAGUUUCCAAGUUAUGAAGUUUGGGAUUUAGCCAGUUGGAGGGUGACUUGGGGGGAUUCCAUAACUUGGUAUCCUCUACUCUCCCGUUGUUUGGACGCCUGGUAUUUAUACGGAUUAUAUAAACAAAUGUCUCGAACACUCAUUAAAUCAAUUUUGUAAAGAAGGUUCAAGUUUUAAUGUGACAAUCUCUAAAAGUAAAAGGAAAAAGAUUUAAUGUACUGGA
This is a messenger RNA of Eucalyptus grandis, 863 nucleotides long. RefSeq names its product macrophage migration inhibitory factor homolog. Gene Ontology annotation, molecular function: phenylpyruvate tautomerase activity. The record is from RefSeq and is a predicted model, not a curated record. The coding region runs from base 319 to 657 and encodes 112 amino acids. The transcript has 2 exons. Lineage: Eukaryota; Viridiplantae; Streptophyta; Magnoliopsida; Myrtales; Myrtaceae.